Molecule: messenger RNA, 1618 nt
Organism: Indicator indicator
Lineage: Eukaryota; Metazoa; Chordata; Aves; Piciformes; Indicatoridae
Gene: A1CF
Product: APOBEC1 complementation factor
Exons: 10
Cellular component (GO): nucleus
Molecular function (GO): mRNA binding
Source: RefSeq, a predicted model, not a curated record
AUGGAAUCAAAUCAGAAAUGCGGGGACGGCUUGACCGGCGCUCAGAAGGACGCUGCCCUCCGCGCCUUAAUGCAGCGCACAGGAUAUAAUUUGAUCCAGGAAAAUGGGCAGAGGAAAUACGGAGGCCCCCCGCCGGGCUGGGACGGCCCUCCCCCGGAGCGGGGCUGUGAGAUCUUCAUCGGGAAGCUGCCCAGAGACCUCUUUGAGGAUGAGCUGAUACCUCUCUGUGAGAAAAUUGGCAAAAUCUAUGAGAUGAGGAUGAUGAUGGACUUCAAUGGCAACAACAGAGGCUAUGCCUUCGUGACCUUCUCCAACAAACAAGAGGCAAAGAAUGCAAUAAAGCAGCUGAAUAACUAUGAGAUCAGGAACGGACGCCUGCUGGGGGUCUGUGCCAGCGUGGACAACUGCCGCCUCUUCGUGGGGGGCAUCCCCAAGACCAAGAAGAGGGAGGAAAUCUUAUCAGAGAUGAAGAAGGUGACAGAUGGAGUGGUGGAUGUCAUUGUCUACCCCAGUGCAGCUGACAAAACCAAGAACAGGGGCUUUGCUUUCGUGGAGUAUGAAAGCCACCGGGCAGCAGCCAUGGCCAGGAGGAAGUUGCUCCCAGGAAGGAUCCAACUGUGGGGACAUCCAAUUGCUGUGGACUGGGCAGAACCUGAAGUGGAGGUGGAUGAAGACACCAUGUCAUCAGUAAAAAUUCUCUAUGUCAGGAACCUCAUGCUCUCCACCACUGAGGAGACCAUAGAAAAGGAGUUCAACAGCAUCACACCAGGUGCAGUAGAGAGAGUCAAGAAAAUCCGGGACUAUGCCUUCGUGCACUUCAACAAGAGGGAGCACGCAGUGGAAGCCAUGAAGGCCUUGAAUGGGAAGGUGCUGGAUGGAUCUCCGAUCGAGGUGACCUUAGCCAAGCCCGUGGACAAGGACAGCUACGUGCGCUACACGCGGGGCACGGGGGGCAGAGGCUCCAUGCUGCAAGGGGACUACACCUACGCCUUUGGGCACCUCUACGACCCUGCCACCGCCUACCUGGGCCCCCCAGUGUUCUACGCACCCCAGACCUAUGCAGCCAUGCCCAACCUCCACUUCCCUGCUGCCAAAGGGCUGGGCAACAGGAGCGUCAUCCGGCCCCCCUCCAUCCGAGAAAUUUACAUGAAUGUACCUGUAGGGGCUGCGGGCGUCAGAGGCCUGGGAGGUCGCGGCUACCUGGCGUACGCAGGGCUGGGGCGCGGAUACCAGCUGAAGGGAGAAAAGAGGGCAGAGGAGAAGCUCUACGACCUCUUGCCAGGAAUGGAGCUCACCCCCAUGAACCACAUCGCUCUCAAGCCCCAAGGGAUCAAACUGGCUCCUCAGAUCCUAGAAGAAAUCUGCCAGAAAAACAACUGGGGCCAGCCUGUUUACCAGCUCCACUCUGCCAUUGGCCAAGACCAGAGGCAGCUCUUCCUCUACAAAGUCACCAUCCCAGCCCUGGCCAGCCAGAACCCCACCAUACAUCCCUUCACACCACCCAAGCUCAGUGCCUACAUCGACGAAGCCAAAACCUACGCCGCGGAGUACACCCUGCAGGCCCUGGGCAUCCCCACCGAGGCAGCUGAGGUGCCUCCUGCAGUGCCAGCUUUUCCAG